Messenger RNA from Drosophila eugracilis, 15769 nucleotides. RefSeq names its product serine-rich adhesin for platelets (gene Cht6). Gene Ontology annotation, biological process: chitin catabolic process; carbohydrate metabolic process. Lineage: Eukaryota; Metazoa; Arthropoda; Insecta; Diptera; Drosophilidae. Gene Ontology annotation, molecular function: chitinase activity; chitin binding. Gene Ontology annotation, cellular component: extracellular region. The transcript has 14 exons. The record is from RefSeq and is a predicted model, not a curated record.
UAGCGUUGUCUUAAUUUGAAAAAUUUGUUAGUUUUUCUAUCAAUAAAGUUAAACAAACCUUUUUAAAUAUUAAAAACAUAUCUCAGAUAAACUAAAAAUCCCAAAUCACAACAAACUACAACCAGAAUGUCUUGCACAAUUCGCAUUUUCCUCCAUUAUGGCCAACAAUUAGUGGCCGAUUUCACUGCCAUUUAACGCCAAAACCGCAAAAGUGUGUCCAUAAUUGAUAAUUUUCUGGUCUCGAAGCAUAAUUAAAGCAGCGCCAUUAGUUUUCAGUGCUUUUUGUUUGUUUUUGUUGGUAAUUUUAGGGCCCAAGAACGACGUUUGUGUGUCUCUCGACUGCUGCUGGCAGUUUAGCUUGGCCAAAAGUGCCAUGUUAACUGGUUUAACAGACGGCUUUUGCGGCUGCGCAGCAACUGGUUGAUGUUGCUAGUUGCUGUUGCUGUUUGCUGUUUGCUGCUUGGCCUCUGUUAUGUCGCAUGUUGCUGGUUUUCUGGUUGCUGGUUGCUGCUGCUGCUGCUGCUGUUGGCCACGCUUUUUGGCCACCAAACGGAUUCAGUGCAGCGGCGACUCUCGAACGGUAUUGUUGGCUUUAGCGGUAACUCGUUGCUGGCCGUGCAUACGAAAGAAGAUACUUUUAACAUUUUUUUUUCUUUUGAUUUUGAUUUUGAUAUUUGAGUCUCAGUUCGUGGCUGGAACUUUUCUUGCACAUUUUUCUUUUUGUUUGGCGGCCUGGCUUUGGCUUGCCUGGUUUUUUUUACUGUUUUUCUUGUUGAUUUUGCGUGCCUCGAGUGAAUGUGGAAAAUUUGCAGAUAGUUUUUUCUGCGAUUCGAUAUGUGUGUGGAUUUAGUUAUUCAGUUAUUGGGCCAAAAAGAGCGCCGCCGCGCCUGGCCGAAAGUGAAAAACUUAAUGCGCAGACGUGUGUAACAGUUUUUACUUUCGGCCUGGUUAAAUAUUUUUUUUUUUAUUCGGCAUCUCCAAUAGUUGCUUUUGUUGGCUGCUGAUGUUGUUGUUGUUGUUGCUGCUGCUGCUGGGAGGCAGUGGAGCAUUUAGCCAAGAUCUGUGCAGAUUGCAUAAAAUACAGACACAGCAGCGACAACAACAACAGUAACAACAACAACUGCAACCGCAUUUAGCCCAGUUUUCUGAGCAAAUAUUUUCCAAAAGCUAACGACAAAAAAUCUCACACUAAAUCUUAGCGUUAUUUUUUCCUCCUCGUCGUUGUCGUCGCGUUUAACUGAAAUAAUAACAACAACAACAACGAGAGCAGCAGCAGCAACAGCAACAACAGCAGCAACAGCAACAGCAACAGCAGCAACACCAUUGCCAGCAGCAACAUCUAGCCCAAAGGAGCCUUGUAUUGCCACCUCGACCAGCAAAAAGCCGCCAAAAUGCUUCCGUUCCGGCGUGGAGCGGCCUGGCAAACGCUCUUCCUGCUCUGCGCUCUCGCCUAUUGCAUAAAUGAAGCCAGCAGCGAGGGUCGCGUGGUCUGUUACUACACAAACUGGAGUGUCUAUCGACCGGGCACGGCCAAGUUCAAUCCACAGAACAUAAAUCCAUACCUGUGUACACAUUUGGUGUACGCAUUCGGUGGAUUCACCAAGGACAACCAGAUGAAACCCUUCGACAAGUACCAGGACAUAGAACAGGGUGGCUAUGCCAAGUUCACUGGACUCAAAACGUACAACAAACAGCUGAAGACCAUGAUUGCCAUUGGCGGGUGGAACGAAGCCAGUUCCAGGUUUUCGCCAUUGGUGGCCAGUAACGACCGUCGUCAGCAGUUCAUCAAGAACAUCCUGAAAUUCUUGAGACAGAACCAUUUCGAUGGCAUUGAUCUGGAUUGGGAGUACCCAGCCCAUCGAGAGGGCGGCAAGUCCCGGGAUCGCGAUAACUAUGCCCAGUUUGUCCAAGAGUUGAGGGCCGAGUUCGAAAGGGAAGCGGAGAAAACUGGACGCACUCGUCUCCUGUUGACCAUGGCAGUUCCCGCUGGCAUUGAGUACAUCGACAAGGGUUACGAUGUCCCCAAGUUGAACAAGUAUCUGGAUUGGUUCAAUGUCCUGACCUACGAUUUCCAUUCAUCCCACGAGCCAUCUGUUAACCACCAUGCUCCGCUCUACUCGCUGGAGGAGGACUCCGAGUACAACUACGAUGCCGAGUUGAAUAUUGACUACUCCAUCAAAUACUAUCUGAAAGCGGGUGCGGAUCGUGACAAGCUUGUCUUGGGCAUACCAACCUAUGGACGAUCCUAUACUUUGAUCAACGAGGAGAGCACCGAACUGGGAGCACCUUCAGAGGGUCCAGGAGAGCAGGGUGAUGCCACGCGCGAAAAGGGAUAUCUGGCCUACUAUGAGAUCUGUCAGACCCUCAAGGACGACCCCGAAUGGACUGUGGUGCAGCCGAAUGCCAAUGUUAUGGGUCCCUAUGCCUACAGGCGCAACCAGUGGGUGGGCUAUGACGACGAGGCCAUCGUGCGCAAGAAGGCCGAGUAUGUGGUGGCCCAGGGACUGGGUGGAAUUAUGUUCUGGGCCAUUGACAACGAUGAUUUCCGUGGAGUCUGCAAUGGAAAGCCAUAUCCCCUUAUUGAGGCGGCCAAGGAAGCUAUGGUGGAGGCAUUAGGACUGGGCAUCAACGAGGUUGCCAAGCCAAGUGGUCCACAGAAACCUUCAAGAUCCCGCAGUCGCGAUAAUGCUGGAACCAGGAACCGUCUUAACGGCAAGACCGAAGCACCACCCAGCUCCAGGAGACCCAGUGCCACUAGAAGACCAACAGUGAGCUCCACCCAACCGCCACCGCCAAGCACCACCUUUAAGCUGACCGAAGCUGAGGGAUCCUCUCUUUACAUUGGUGGCCGUGCAUCCACCACGCCACCACCACCAACGACUCCGGAUCCAGGUUCUGACUUCAAGUGCGAAGAGGAGGGCUUCUUCCAGCACCCCAGAGAUUGCAAGAAGUACUACUGGUGUCUGGAUAGUGGACCAUCUGGUCUGGGAAUUGUGGCUCACAUGUUCACGUGUCCAUCGGGACUGUACUUUAACCCAGCCGCCGACUCAUGCGACUUUGCCCGCAAUGUACCCUGCAAGACCAAGAAAUCCACCACUGUGGCACCAAUAACCUCAACAACCCCUCUGACCACGACAGUGCGUUCGAAUCGAGUGACAGCUGCACCCACGGCUCGUCCAGUGUAUCCACGCACGACCAGCAGCACCACAACCAGCACUACGACCACCACAACCACCACACCAGCGAGUGUCGAUGAAGAUCUCGAGUACGAGGAGGACACCGAUGAACUAUCGCCUAGCAAGUCAACGGAUGCUGAGGAAGAUCCACAAGUGAUCAAGGAGCUGAUCGACUUGAUUCGCAAAGUGGGUGGUGUGGAGCAGCUGGAGAAGCAUCUGUUGCGCAACAAGGACGGAUCGAUUACCUUGAAGGAAAAUUCUGCCAAUGGUGCAGCCACCACGCCUUCUACCAUUAGCAAAUCUCUGUAUGAUCGUGUGCUGAGUCGUCCUGGAACAUUGAGUUCUUUCAGUCGCAAUCGUUUCAAGCUCAGCGAAGCCACGGAGACGAGCACGGAAGCAACAGCUACCAGUGCUGCACCCAGUGGCAGCUCCAACAGCUACUCCAAGUACUCCUCAGUUCUGAGGGGCAACAGCCGACAGGGACCACAAAACGAGGGCAUCGAGAAGCUGGCCGAGUUCGAUGGCUUCUUGAAGGAGCGCAAACAAUAUGUCACCAUCAAUCGCCAUCGAUCUGCCAGUCAGGGUGAUGAGGAGGAGCAUGCAGAUCAGCAGGAAGAGGAAGAGAACCUGGCCGAAGUUGAGACAACCACACGUCGUCCAUUGAGCUCGGUAACGCCUUCGUACACAAGUCUGCGACGCACAAGGCCCACUACCGUGGCACCUCCAGCAGAACAAUCCCAGGAGGAGGCGGAGCAGCAAACCCAGACUCAGGUCAAAUCCUAUGCCACCUUGAGCCGUACACGUGGACGCACCACGGCAUCACCAGAGGUCACGGAACCAGCGCCCAGUUCGACAACUAAUCGUUACAAAUACUUUGAGCGCACGCGACCCACCAAGAGUGCCACUGUCGAGGAUGCCGAAGAUCCCACGGAGGACGAAGAGGAGGAGUACGAGGACGAGCAAAAGGACAUUGUUACGGUACAGAGCAAACAAACCACAAACACACGUAAAUAUGCGAGCAUCGGCCGCAGAACAACCACCACCACAACGCCAACACCAGAAACUACAACAACAACUGCCGGCACUGAGACUGCCAAGGCCAGCACAACAACAACAACCACCAACAACAACAACAAGAACCACUACAACAGCAGCAAUAACAACAACAAUGUGAAACUGAAUAACCUAAUACCAACAGAAGAGAACAUCACAGCAACACCCAGCACCACCGCCCAAUCCGAAACCACCACCACAACUAACGAAACCACUGAACCAAACGAAAGCACCUCAACCACCACCACCACCACCACAUCGACAACUAACAACCUGCAUACCACCACACCCACACCAAUUGUAGCAUCCACUGUCCCAACAACAACCGCCAACAACAAUGGCAUUAACUCAGACUCUCUGCUAGCCACCGAGCUGAGCGAAGCCUCGCCCACCCAUCUCCCUCCCAGUCCCGACCUAGAGACCACAACGCCGACUACAACCCCCUCAACCACAACAACAACAACAACGGAACCCGAACUGGCCACAACAACAACCACACCGAAAACAACAACAACAAUCACAGGCAACAACGAACUGAAUGACGUGAACAACGUGGACGAGGACAGCGAGGUAACGAAAACUAAGACCCAAUACAAGUAUGCAACGACCAACCGUCGACGUAUAACCACAACAACAACCACGAACAACAACAACAACAACAGCAACAACAACAACAAUGCAGAAGCAGCGAACGAUGCUAGUCCAACAACAAACGGUUUGAGUAGUUUAAAUAGAAUUAGAACCAACCCGGGCAGAAGGCAACCCCAACCAGAACAGACCCAAACCACAACCACCGAACCAAACCUUUCUAGUCCCAGACCCUUUGGUUAUCCCCGACGUCGCACACGUCCCACAGCCAGCACCACCACCACCACCACCACUUCUCCCCAAACCGAUAACGAUAACAAUACCGAUAAUAACGAUAACGAAACCGAUGCAGUUGCUCAAGUAGUGAAGAAGACACGACUAUCCCAAGGGGAUAGGCCCAAGGUGAGUGCCAGUCUUCCAACAGCAACAGCAAUCAACACACGAACAAAAACCUCCUCACUGCACCACCAAGAAUCCCAAGUAGAAGUAGCUGGUAACGGUGGCAAUGAUAGCUUAAGGCAUGAAGUAGUUAGCUCUAGUUUAAGUCAAUCCCAAAACCACAUCGAAACCGAUGUCCCCAGCACCACUACCCAGCUUCCUUUCAAGUACACUUGGCGAGCGGUGCGUCGUCCCGCGUCGCAGCGUACUGUGGUGCCUAAUUCUUUAGCGGGUGACGACAAGGACUCGCGGCGCUUUGCCGGCAAGCAGUUGAACACCGUAUCAAAUGUGGAAGAGGAGGAGCUGCAAACCACCACCAAGUUCCGCAGUCGUCGUCUGAAUUCCGCCGAAGACGAGUCCGAGGUGGCUCUCGAGGUGGCAACCCAAUCAGCAUCUCACGGUUCCCGCAGCUAUCAAAGCAUCCAACGCUCUGCUAGCAAAGCUUCCACAGAUGACUCUCAAAUCCGAUACAAAGCCAUCACUCGCGACUCCGAAGGUGGUGCUCAUCUCAGUGCAGGACGCAGUUCAAGCUUUGUCAGGAAUCUCGGUGAAGCUGCCAAACCUACACUUCCCCAUCAGCCUAUAAGCAGAGGUGGACAGAUCGUAGAAAGCACCACCGAAGAUGAGAAUGUGGCUGCCGAGAUAAUCGAUGAUGAAAAGAGAGGAGAGACCAAAGCCCCAGCUGGAAGUGAAAAUGCAGAUGAUAGUAACACUGCCACCGAACAGGAAUCUCCCGAAAUUGUCACAGAACCUGCACCACCACAGCUAGAAGUCACCACUCUGCCCUCAGAAACUGCAGAUGUGAGCUCUUCAGAAGCAACGAUUAGCAGCACCACUGAACAAACUGAAGCUAGCAGCAGCACCACUGAACUGAAUUCUGUUGUUAACGAAUCCAAGGAUGCUUUGAGCACAGAAUCUGGAAAGCAAGAAAGUUCGGAUACCGAAAACCAAGAAUCCGCUACAGAAAUCAACUCUUCUGAAGCUCCUGCCAGCAGCUCAACCAAACCAACUGAAGACUUCAGCAGCAGCACCACUGAAUCAAGUUUGGAAGCCAUUGAAAAAGAAACUUCCUCUAAUAUCAGCGAAGACUCCACUGAGGUGCCUGCUAGCAGCUCAGAAGUGCCAGAGAGCAGUAGCACCACUAGCACCACAGAAGAAACUACAGAAAAACCCACUCGUCGUUCUUUCAACCGCGUUAGUUCAACCACAUCAGAAGCCGUGCCGGAAGAAGAAUCCACUUCCACCGUAGGCCCAAGACGUCGCGUUAUUGUACGCACCAGGACCAGUACCACCGAGGCAGAAGACGAAGCCCAGACAACCACUGAGGGACCAAAGCGACGUAGUUUUUACAGAACCAGCAGUACAGACGCACCUAUCAGCACCACUGAAAAAGAAAGUGAAGCCCAAACAACCACAGAGGGUCUUAAACGUCGCAGCUUUUACAGAACCAGCACAACAGAGGCACCCAGCAGUCCCUCUGAAGUAGAAAGUGAAGUUGAGACAACCACCGAGGGUCCAACCCGUCGUUCCUUCUUCAGAUCUAGCACCACUGAAGCAUCUAGCAGCACCACAGAGGAACAAAGCAGCACCACUGAAGCAGCAAUUGACGUUGAGACAAUCACUGAGGGUCCAACGCGUCGGUCGUUAUUCAGAAGUAGCACCACUGAGACUCCUACUAGCACCACUGUAGCUUCCAGCACUGCCUCCACUGAAGAAAUUAACAGCAGUUCCAUAAGCGAUGAGGCUGAAACAGAUACCAGCACCACUCGACGUUCGCUUUUCCGCAAUAAAACGCCGAGCACCACAGAAGCUGCAACCACAACAACUACAGAAGAAAGUGAAGUGAGCAGCUCCACCAGACGUAGCCUUUUCCGCACCAGCAGUACCACAGAAGGCACGACAACAACUACCACGGAAGCGGCCAAGGAGAGUGAAAAUGAAAAUGAGGCAACCACAGCUUUGCCAAGGCGCCGCGUUAUAGUUCGUGGCAGUUUCAGACCUCGCAAGGAGGGAGAUCUCUCCUCUCUUCUAGCAGCGGAUGCCAACAAAAGAGCCAGAAACCACAGCACCACGAGCACCACAGAAACACCUGAUGGUCAUUCGUCUUCCUCCAAAGAAGAAGAAGCCGAGCAGGAAGAACCGCAAAGUGUGGAGAAGGUAAACAGUGGCCGAACUGUAUUAAAUGCCGUUCGUAACCGCACCACCACUAAAACCGAGAGCUUAGGCAAUGGAGUCACGCGCACUCGCACCACCUACGUGCGCACCCUCGGGGCUGGCCAAAAGGUUGUUAAGCGCAUCCACACCAAAACGGUGGAGGAGAAACCGGCGGAGUAUGAAUACAUUGUCGAUGAAGUUACUCACCCACCAACGCCGAGCACUACCCGUCGCACGGUGACCCGCAAUCGUGGAUCCGUGCGCUUUGAGAGCAAUGAUCUCUCUUCGCUGCUGGCCCUGGACUUUGCCUCUCGUAGUAACCGUAAAAAACAAGGUCAAGCUGAAACAACGGUCACCAAAACGAGAAGACGUCUUCUGAAGAAACCCAAAGAAACCAUCGAACACGAAGAGGUUGAAGAAUUCGAGUAUGAAGCAGGUCAAGAAGCUGGCAAUGAAGUGGAAGAAGAUACGCCUCGUGUUAGCACCACAGCUAGGCCGAUAAUCCGUAGAACCAGACCGACUAGAGGCAGUACUACAACCACCACAACAACCACUGAAAUUCCAAAUGAAGUGGAGCCCAGCACUCGGAGGGCAAGCUUUGCCUUUAAGCGACCCUCAAAACCCAGCACAACCACUGAAGAACCAACUACUACUUCCACUGAACCCACAACCCCUUCAGAGGCUACCACCAGAAGGGUGCUCACCUUCAGAAGACCCGUGAGCACAACUACCACCCAGUCUCCAAUUGAAGAUGGGUCCACCGAGGAAGCCACGUCUUCUUCUACUGAAGGUACCACCAGGAGAGUUCUUGCCCACAGAAGGCCAGUGAGCACAACAACCACCACACCAGCUCCCGUUGAAGAUGAGUCUACAGAAGAUCAGCUAGCAGCCGCUAAGCAGAAGUUUGUAAACCGCCUCCGAACCAGCACCACCACGACAACAACCACCACAGAAGCAACACCAAGCACCACCGAAGAAGAUUUGAGUGAUCUUAAAGUGCAGCUUAGCAACGCCAUCAACCGGUUGCAGUCAGAAAACAAACUAGAAAGCCAGACAGUCACGAAGGGAAGUGAAGCCUCCGAAGACGAAGGCGAUGAUAAGCUCUCUUUACCGAUUUACCACAGAAGAAAGUACUAUCAGUAUGUGAAGGAUUCACCGAUUACCUAUAUAGACAAGUCGCCGGCACCACCGGAUAUUGAAAGUGUGACCGUAAACAUUAAACAGCAAAUCCACGACGUGUUCAAUGUGAGUGAAAAUGAGACACCAAAUAAUUCUCUAGGCGAAGAUGGAGAAAGCGAGGGCCAUCGCCAGGCGAUGGAGCAGGCCAAGGAAAUCAAUGCCGAACUCGGUCAUUUUUUAUUGAAAACCCCCGGGUCAAAGUAGUCAAUCCAACGACAAGGAAAGACCUUUAAAACUAUACCACUAGCAACAGACUCGAGCAAUGAGACCUCCAAGAUUGUAAGCUUCUCUCUUCUAGAAGAAAAGGAAAGAGGCGAAGAAGACGCCAGAGCUUUACGAACCUAUACCAGAUUGAACCGCACACGCUUGACCCCGUCCACCAGAUUGCGCGAGAAGACCCAAAGUGAACCACUAGACACCACAACCCGGAGAAGCUACAGUGUUCCUCAGCGUUUCCGUGUUCGAUCAACAACACCCACGCCAGUGGCAACCGAAAACAGUGAAGAAGUCGAUGACGAAAAUGAAAACAAAUCUGCAGAAGAAUCACUAGUGGGCAGUACAACUACUGCAGUGCCAUCCACUAGCUUUAUAAGAACCCCAACCAGAAGGGUGUUCACCCCCAGAAGACCUGUUAAUGCUGUUGAGGAUUCUAAUUCUUCUGAUAACGAUAACGACAAGGAAGAAGAUGUGAAGGUGGAAACCACAACAAGGCGUUUAUAUGCCGGCUUGACUAGAUUGAGAGGAAGAGGAAGCACCAGCACAACCACCGAGGAAGCCACUGAAUCAACCACCGAGGCUGCAGCCACAACAACCAGAAGCACAAGGCAACCUUAUGCGGGCAUAAAUCGCAGAGUAACAACCACAACAACCACUGAGAGCCCAGAGGAAAAUGAAAUUGAAAAUAAUGAAAAUGAAAAUGAAAAUGAGGAUAAAAAUGAAGAUUCGACCACAGUAAGUUCUCAGAGCGAGACCAGUGAAGGAACAAAAGAAGAAAGUAAGGUGGAAAAUAAAGAAACAGAAGAAGAAAUUGAAAAUAAAGCCACCGAAGAACCUGAAGACAGCACUGAAGAACCCGAAUUGGAAGCCCACAUAGACGAUGACAACGAGAUCCCGCUGGAGGAAAUUCGACCUAGUACAGAAGCCACAACAACAACCACCAGUACACCAGCUAGCAGCACCACACGUCGUCAGUUGGUAAUUCGUCGCCGCUUAAAUGGCACCACAACAACAACAACAACCACUACGGCCUCCCCAGUUGCUGAUGAAAAUCUAGAGAACGAGAUCGAUCAAAAUGAUACGGAGAGCAGCUCAACACCAAAAGCGACAACGACAAUUCCACCAAGGCGGCAACUUUUGAUACGCCGACGCUUCAAUGCGACUGCCGUGCCAACAACAACAACGACGACCGCAAAUCCCAGUGCCGACAAUGAAAUAGAUCAGGGCGAACCAACAACAACCACGCGGCGACCUAUUCUGUCACGUCGCCGAUUUAAUGCGACUUCCAUCAGAUCAACCACGCCGGGAUCAACGAACGGCGACGAGAUUAGCACACGUCGUCCAUAUGCGGCCUUGAACCGCUCACGUAACCGCUUCACAACACCGCGAACAACAACCACCGACAGUGGUGGGGAAAGCGGCGAUGAUGAUGACGACGACGAUGACAAUGAGGAAGAAGAGCAGGUUGCACCGCCACGUGCCGGCUUUCUUCAAACGAACCGCCAUCGAGCUCUGCAACGCACCCCCGAAGAAGAGGAGGAGGCAGUGGCUGUGGUCACAGCACGCAGACCACCAAGCUUUGCAGGUCGUCGUACCACCGCAGCACCACAGAGGAUAAGCUCUAGCACAAGACGCAAUUUGGUGGCCAUAAAUAGAAACCUUUACCACCGAGCAGAGGAGGAUAUUGAUCAGGAUCAGAAUGAGGAAGAACCCGAAGAGGAUUACGAUGAAAAUGAAGAUGGCGAAGAUGAUCAAGAAGAAUCAGUAGAUCCUCAAGUCACCAGCACCACUGCACGUUCACGACUUAGUCAACUGCUUGCCAACAGGCAAAGACAACCACUGAGGACAACCACCGAAAAACAGACGGAGACCGAAGCUACCCAUACGAAAACUGACUCAGACAAUGACGGCGAUGAUGGGGAGGAGAACGAUGAUGAGAAUGACGAUACCUCCGACGAGGUAUCGAACAGUAACCAAACACUAAACCACAGCAACACUCCGGGCAGAGGCACCACUAACCUUAACAAUCUUACUAACCGUAGCACCGCACUGAAUGUAGCUAGUCAACGUAGUAACAGCACCGUAGCCAAUUAUAUUAAUCGAUUCAAGUCAAACAGUUACACAAACAAAAACAACAAACCAGUCACAGUCACAGCUAAUGUUAAGCCAGAUAGUUCAGAUAACGAAGAUGAUGGAGAUGAUAAUGAUAACGAUAACGAUAACGAUGAUGAUAACGAUGCUAGUCUAGAGAAUGAGGGGGAUAAGAAUUCGAGUGGGGCUGGUUUGAAUGCCUUAGGUAAUGUUGUUAAUUCCACACGACGCUUUCAGAAUCGUUAUCAAUUGAGCCGCACCAGAGGCAGCACCACCAACACCAUCCCAACAACAACCCCAACACCACAACAACAACAACAACAACAGCAACCCCCAACAACAACCACAGCCAGACGAUUGGCAUUUGGGGGCCGUCAGCGCGCCCAGGUAACUAAACUAACCCUAGUCGAUGAGCAGACUGAAGAGACCGAAACUAAGGGUGAUGCCCGCGAUCAUGGGGAAGAAGAAGAGGAGGAAGAAGACUCCAACGCAUCUACGACAACAACAACAACAACCACCAGCAGGCCAACACCAAAGCGCAUACGUGUGCUGAAAUUCCGCAGACCCUUGAAUAGCAAUAGCAAUAGUACCACCACCACCGUAGAUAGCUCCACUAAUAGCGCCACUGACACUAACCCAGACACCACCACCACAGCCACACCAACAACAACAAUAGGCCAAAGCACCACCAGCAGCAACAGCAACAGCAACACCACAAGCACCACCGGCAACAAGCGUUUCCGCAAGAUUGUACGCAAGCUGAGACCCGUAGACUCAAGUACCGCGUCCAGUGUGGAUAAUGCCGAUGAAACCACCCGUAAACCUUUCGUUCCCAGCCACACCAGAUUCGCUGAUCAGGAUAAUGAUCUUGUGAAUCUUCGCCAGCGGAUCAAGGACCAGCAGGCAAGAGGUGAGCCACAGGACGGUGUAAUUAGCAGUCGAUUCAAGACACUGGGCCAAAAGGACGAUCAGGAUUUGUCGGAUUUGCAAAAGUUGAGAGACAAGGUAAAGGCAGAGCAGGCGAGGGGUGAAGGUGAUCAGGGCGUGAUCAAUGAUCGUUUGAAGAAGUUGCUGGCCGAGAAGGGAACGAGCACGACUCGCCAAAGAGAAGAAUCUUCCACAGAUGAGGAGUCUUCAUCUGUUUCCUCGGCCAGACCCUUCUUUAAACGCAAACUGGUAGCCCGCAGACCCUAUACACCACCCUCGGCCAGCGGAGGUACCACCAAGGCCCCACUGGCAUUUAGCACCACAAGACCCACGGCCAAGUUUGUGCGCAAGAAGAACGGCAGAUUCGAUCCCUUCAACUCGAGCGUCCGCAAUCGUGGCGAGGGCUUUGUGAGAAGCGAUCCACGAGGCUCCAGAUUGCCAGGAGCCGAUCGAUUCAAGAGCCAGGGCAAUAAUGAUGACGAUGAGGAGGUGGAAGAACGUCACGAGCGCCCACUGCAGAAUCAGUUUGCAACCACUUUGCGUAGACCUUUUGUGCCCAAGACUAGACCGACUUUGGAUAAGUCCAAGCCACAGCAGGAAGAAGAGGAUGAAGAAAGCGAGGAGGAUGAUGAGGAGGAAGACUCUGAGGAAGAAGGAGACGAAGAGGAGGAUGAAGAUGAAGAAGAGGAGGAAAAGCCAGCGGCAGAAGAGGAGAAGCCGCAGGAGGAUAACAAGCCCAAGUUCAAUUCCCCUUACAAGCCAAAGGAUAACCGAGCUCCACCCGGCAAUCGUCCAACAUUUGGAGCCACCGGAAGUGGAACAGGACCUACGGCAUCCGGAAAUGUACCCUUCAAUCCACGCAAUCGUCCAUCGAGCUCGGCAAACGGAAAUAGUACACCAUCCAACCGCUUUGGCACCACAAAACGACCCCGAGUUGUUAACCGCCCGCCGGGAGUGGCCUCACCGAACCUAACCCUGAAACCCGUGGCGAGUGACUACGAACGCACCACGCCGUUGACACCACUGAAACCGGCUCCAUUUAUUCCCAGCAAUAAUAGGAGUUACGAGAGGAAGUACACUGGUCCAUCCACGGAGGCCUCAGAGACGGCCAGUGAGAAUUCCCUGAUAGAAGAUCUGAAUAUUGAUGCACUGAAUGCGAGAAACAAGAAGAUCUUCGAUAAGCACAGCAAGAAACACCCGGCCCUGAAGCCCAAGGUGGUCAAGGUGGAGUCCGAGACUGGAACAGAGGUGGAAACCGGAACGGAGGUGGCGGUGGAAGAAGAAACCACUGAACAGCAGCAGGAACAGGAGCAGGGCUUUGUGACCACCACACCCAGUACACCACCACCACCACCAUCACCACCAGCACCACCCAGCACACAGUCAGACACAGCUACCACCACCACAGACACAACGCCACCAGAAACUGUAACCGAAACUGAAACUGAAACAGAAACCGAAACUGAAACUGUAACCGAAACUGAAACAGCGACCAAUGCUAAUGAAGCCACUUCCGUCAAUUCACAGGAUCAAUCCUUCUCGAGCACCACUCAACCACCGCCGCCGGCCACCACCUUGUUGCAUGUGUUCACCCUGCUCGAGGGUGAGGGCCAAGAAGAGGAGCCCACGACGAAAAAGCCAAAGAUCCGCAUUCCCCCUACCAUACAAACGGAGGUGGUGCCAAAGCACAAGUUGAUUGAGAUUAAUCGCAUUGUGGAGAUCAAUUCCAAGCAGGCCAAGGCUGCUCAGAGGAAAUCCAAGGCAAAUCAGGACUUUAGCAUCUUGAGGGUGGAGUCUCUGCCCCAUGUGGAGCAGCUGGGCGAGAUCAGUGUGGUGAAAUACGUCCAUCUUGUUGAUGGCAGUGACAUACAGGUCAACGAUGGCCACAGCACAGUGGCGGAUUAUACGCCCACAGAACCCACCGUAGCGGGUCAAAUUCCAGCCUCUGCGCCCGUAAGGAACUCUCUGCCUGAUGCGGAAACAAGCGACUCGGAUCGCAAUGGCAAGUCUUUGGUGCCUGAAGUUCUGGCUGGUGCUUUGGAGACCUCAACCAUCUCGCUGGAGGGACUAUUCGAUUCGGCCCGGAAGGGCAAGCAACUGAACAGCAAUAGCAUCGUUGCCGAGACGGAGGAGAGUACUACGAUUAGCAGUAGCAGUGCUGCGGCCACCGAAACCGGGGAGACCACCACAUCGGCACCCACUUACCUGCGUCAACCAUCGACUGCCAGCGUUUCGCGGCGACCGGUGUUGAGUGUCCGCCGGCGGGUUAUCAACUCACCGACGUCGGCAGUGGUUGAAGCCACCACGCAGCAGCCAGCAGAACCACCAACGACCUCCAAAUACAACCGACUGCGCAGCAGACCCUCAGCAGCAGCCUCCGCAGCAGCAGCAACUACAACCGCAGCAGCAGCAACUACAGCCUUCCCAACAGCAACAUCUGUUGCUGGCGGCAGAACCAGCAGCAACAUCUACCUGAACAAGCUGAAAGCCAAGAGCGGAGCAACAGCAGCAGCGGCAUCCGGUGAGGCAGCAACACUGACGCCAGCAACUAGCAACAUACACAGCAGCAACAUCAGCAGCAGCAGCAGCAGCAGCAAUGACAUCACACAAAAACAACACAAGUUCCAGCCCGCCAGCUUCGCACUGCGUCGCCAAUUUCAAACGCGUCGACUGACAACCUUCGCACCGGCAGCCAACGGCGAUGAGAGUGCCACUGAUGUGCCGAGAACCCAAAACCCGCUCUUUAAGCGCCGGCUCACCCUGAUAUCCACCACUCCACCAACUGCCCGCACCACAAAUCCACCAAAUACUGGUCUGGAAACCACCACCACUUUGUAUUUGAAUGACGACGAUGAGGAUCAGGUGGCCAAGUCGAGCAUCCACACCAGUCGUUUCAACCAAAUCCCCGAGCAAGUGCGUUCUCGCGAGGAAUACGAUUUGGCAUUGCCAGCACAGCCACUGAAGAGCACCAGCACCACGGCUAGCACCACUACCAAUGCGCCACUGCCUGUUAUUAGCCAGGGCAUAAGACGCCAGUUGAUACCACGCCCUCGCCGGCCGCAAUCGACCACAGCCACGCCCGCGACCACGCCUACCUUGGGGUCAUCAUCCACGCCUGCUGGCCAUUCGGCUCCACCUCUUUCCCGUCGCCAGCAGAGCCGUCGUCGUCCGCACAAGUAUAUCGAGGUUUAUAGCCGUCCGCCGGCCAAAAGCGCUUUGUUAACGGCCACCUCGAGCAGUAGUCAGCUUUUGGAGGAAGGAUUCCCAGUGGGUCAAAGUCAGGUGGCCCAGAGACGACGCAGUGGAAGCAUUUCACCAGCCAAAAGCGACACCAAGGUCAUUGUCCAUGGACGUGGCAUCAUCGAGUGCCGGGCGCAAGGAAAUUUCCCACAUCCUCUCAAUUGCAGGAAGUUUAUAUCCUGCGCCCGUUUCGAGGAGACAGGGGGAAUCGUGGGAUGGGAGUACACCUGUCCCAAGGGACUCGCCUACGACGGCGUCGGCGGGAUGUGCACCUGGUCGCCCGCGAAUCAGCCCUGCCGGGACUAGACUGAUAAAACCACAGCCCUAAAUAAGCCUCCAAAGCCCAUCUACCCCCACCUCAUCUGGAGACCCUUUUUCGCAUUAGUGAAAAUUCAUUUCCCUACAUUUCCCGUGUUGUAUAUGAUUUUUUUCCCAAUUUGUGAUUAGUUCUGCUGAGGUUGACGAAAAAACGAUGAUGACGAUGAUUAUGAUCAGAAUAAGGAAGUUGAAAUUCUACGUUAAUUAUUCUUAUUUAAGCUUAGUGAUAUCUGAACCCAGUUUUUUUUUUGCGCCUGCUAACUCAGUAGUAAGCAAAGGAAAUAUUGUCUGUAGUUUAUCGUCCCAUAUAUAUAUAUGUAUAUAUAUAGCGCCAUAUAUAUAUAUGUAUGUGUGGUUGGGCGUGUAUACGCUAUAUACCAUAAUGGAUA